Tetrahymena thermophila SB210 is the source of this 2547-nucleotide messenger RNA. RefSeq names its product N-recognin zinc finger protein. Lineage: Eukaryota; Ciliophora; Oligohymenophorea; Hymenostomatida; Tetrahymenidae. The transcript has 3 exons. Gene Ontology annotation, molecular function: zinc ion binding. The record is from RefSeq and is a predicted model, not a curated record.
AUGAGAGAUAAAAAACUAUUACUAUACACAGUUGGUGGUGCUGCUGUCUUAACGGGAGCCUAUAUUUAUUUCAAAAAGAGAAAUAUAACUCUAGAAUAGAAAUACUCAUAGCUUUUUAAUUAGUUUUUGCAGCAAAUCCUCUCAUUUAAAUAACUCAAUUAAAGCAAUUUUUAGCUUAAAUAUGAUAGAUUAUUAUAUUUAGCUAUCUAACAAGAAAAUAACAGCAGCAGCAACUAACUGACACUUGCAGAUUAAAUAUCUUUUUCAGAUGUCGAUGCUAUUCUAAAUUAAGGAGCAUGUCCUUAACAAAUUAAUGCUCGCGAUUAUUACUACGAUUGUUUUGAUUGUAGUCCUGCAAGAUAAGAAAAUGAUCAAGCACUAAACGGUAUAGAAAUUGAUACACCAUAUCAAAUAUUAUGUGAGGAUUGCUUUAAAACAGAAGAACAUAAAAAUCAUAAAUUUAAAAGAGUCGGCUUUUGCAAGAAACAUUAAGGCUUUGAUAAAAUCAAAUAAUUAUAUGACGAUUAACUCCUUAAAAAACUUAAGCUAUGGAAAGACAUUGAAACAUUCUUAAUUGAUUCUUUUUACUAUUACGUUGAAGCUGUAAGUGCUGCAAUUCAAUAAAAAAUUGAUAAAGUAAUUGAUGAAAAGACAUACAACUAAAAUAUUUAAGGUACUAAUUUCUUCCUUUAGCUCAUAAUUAAUAAAAUAAACGAAAUUCUUGAGCUAAAUCCUCCUUCCACUUAUCUCAUAUCAAGCAUACUCUUAAAAUCUUUUGAAAAACCUAUUUCUUUUAAGGUUAAGAAAAAUUGCCAACAAUAAUAUCCUGAUAAAUAUAUCAGAUUAAUUUAAAAGGAAAAAGAAAUUAAUUAAGAUUUAACCAUUUUGGAUUGUCUGUUACUGAGUUAUGAAGUUAUAUGUCCCAAUAGCGACUAAUAUAUUUCUAAGCUUUUUUAUACUCUUGCUAUGGCUGAUGAAAAAUUUACAACUAUUCUUUGCGAAAAAUUCUUUAGAAUGAUUGGAUUUAUUGCAUCUACUUAAAAGUCUAAAGAUGAAUGGAUCUAUAAGUGUAAGCUCCCAAAAUUCACCCACAUCAUAAUGGAAAAUAGUUUGUGUUAAGGUUUAGAAAAUUUUAUUUAAUUUACUAAUUUUGAGCAUACUUAUAUGAAUGCUUAAGUUUAAAUUUUUUAAGCUUUGAAGCUUAUAAAUGAUGAAGAAUUAACCAAUAAUAUGAUAUCUAUAAUGUGUGAUAGUUUUAAAGAACACAUUUAAAAAAUAAAUGAUUUAACAGAAGAAAAAGAAAAGGAAAAUAAGCAUUUCUAUACACUAUCAGUUUCUUCAUUAAUUUUUUUGCCUUACCUAGUCGCAAUAUCUGAAAAAAAAAUCUUUACAAAAUAUUCGAUUUAAAAAUUCUUUAAUGAGAAAUUUAGCUUUAAAUGUGAAGUAGAAAAAAUAUAUUUUUUCAAAUGCUUAAGAAAAGUUAUUUCAAAAUUUAUCCUUUUUGAAGCUGGUUUCUUGAAUUCUAUUUUUGAAUCUUUAUGCACAUAUGGAUUCAUGGAAUUUGCUUAGGUUAUAGAGGGAAUCAUUUUUAAUCCAGCGAGUAAAAUAUAUGAUUUAUACAUAUUAGUCAAUUCUAUAAUUCUUUUGGCCGAUAAUAAUAGUAAUACCACUACUCAAAAUAAUCCACCUUAAAAACUAAUUUAAGAAUUACAAAAUAAGGAACUAAAUUUCAAUAUAUCAUUUUACAGUUCACAAUUAAUGCAUUAAAUACUUUUAGAUUCAACACCUUUGUUAAAUUUGUUCCCUAAAACGUUAAAAUUAUUUUUCCCAGAAGAAUGCUUAUCAGAAGAUACCCAAAUAAAAAAAAUAAUCAAAAGGAAUGUAGAAGAACUUGUUGUGACUUGUAUCAAUAAAAAUAAUCUAGUAAAAAUGAACUUGAAUGAUUUGGAGGAGAUUUGUUCUGUUUUAAUAAAUGAUCAAAACGUAGUGAAACUAAAUAACAAUGAAGCUUUGGAUUAAGAUGAAAGUGGAUAGUUUCUUUCCCUUCGCAAAUAGUAUACCCAAAAGUUUUAUACUCGUCAUUUGUUAAGAAAUUAAUUUAAAAGAGUUUUUUAAGAUAUCAAUGAUAUAAGUCUAAAAAAUAGAGAAUCAAAAAAGGAGUAUACAUUUGUUGGAAGCGAUUUUAGUUUAGAAAAGCUAUUUCCAUAUCAAUAAGAAAUCUUCAAAAAGAUAUUUUUGGAUGAGGAGUAUGUUAGAUAAAUCAUUUCAGUUUGUUUAGAACAAAAAUAACAUAAACUUAAAGUAUCAGAAAGCUUAAUACUAUAUCUAAUGUUGAAACUUAUUGUUUCUAAAGAUCAAUCUGAAAUUAUGAGUGAAGAAGAGAAAAACUAAAUUGAAAAAAUAAUCUAAAUAUUACCUUUGGACAAAUUAAAAGAAUAAAUUAUAGCUGAAAUUGAUCAUUUAAAACAGAAAUAAUGUCUUGAUAUGUUGAUAACUGUUGAAAACAUAUUAGAAAUAUUGAAACAAUUAAGUUAAAAUGAAAUAUGA